This is a messenger RNA of Rhizopus microsporus ATCC 52813, 1230 nucleotides long. RefSeq names its product RabGAP/TBC. Lineage: Eukaryota; Fungi; Mucoromycota; Mucoromycetes; Mucorales; Rhizopodaceae. The record is from RefSeq and is a predicted model, not a curated record. Bases 1 to 1230 code for a protein of 409 amino acids. The transcript is spliced from 8 exons.
AUGGCUGUAGACACAAACCGUUCAUGUCCUCCAAUACCCAUUUGGAUAGAACUGUCUAAAGCACAAGAGCAAGUAGAACGUGGCAGCAGCCGCCCAACAUUAACAAGUGGAUCAAGUGAUACUGACUAUACAAUAAUAACUGCAACUUCCUCCAUUAGAACUUCACUUUCCCUUAGAGAUAAAAGAGAAAUAAUUCAACAGUAUGAACAAAGACCUGAAAAAACACCUGAUAUUGCUUCUGAAAUGGAGAAAUGGUAUGCAAUGACAGAUAGAUAUGGCUUCUUGAACACUCAACAGACUGAGGCAGACUCUAUACUCUUGAAAGAAAAGGAAAUAGAAAGGGCAGAGAAAUGGGCAGCGAUGUCCCAUAGAAUCCUUAUUGAUGGUGAAACAGCAUACACAUUCAGCUACUCUAGCAAAUUACGGAGGAGAGUAUACAAAGGUAUCCCUGACUGCUGGAGAAGGGACGUUUGGUAUUAUCUUGUGACAGAUGGUUUAAGAAGCGCAAAAGAAGAUUAUGCAUAUAAGAAGUCCUAUCAGGAAUUGCUCUUAAAGGAAUCACCACAUGAGAGACAGAUAGAUCUAGAUAUUCCUAGAACAUUAAGAGAUCACAUCAUGUUUAAGCAAAGAUACGGAUCAGGACAGCGAGCACUAUUUAAUGUUCUAAGAGCCUUUUCUAACUAUGAUGAAGAAGUUGGAUACUGCCAAGGGAUGACCAACAUAGUGGCGACCAUUUUGAUGUAUUGUGAUGAAGAGCGAGCAUUUUUGAUGCUGCGUCGUAUGUUUCUACGUGAUAAGCUGCAUGAUUUAUAUAUUCCUGGGUUUCCUACUCUUAUGGAAAGCUUUUUUAUACAAGAUAACUUGCUAAAGCGGUAUCGGCCGAGACUAUAUCAUCAUCUGAAUGAGCUAGGCUUAUCAAGUGACAUUUAUGCUACCAGAUGGUACAUAACUCUAUUUACAGGUGGUGUUGUUCAAUAUCAUACUCUUCUUCGUAUUUGGGAUAUCUAUUUUCUAUGUGGCUAUGAUAUCUUCUUCUUUGUGGUAAUAGCACUCCUAAAGGAAUAUGAAGGUCGAUUACUUUCUUCAGAUCUUGAUCAAUGCAUGGAAACAUUAGGCUCAGCCAUGUCAGUAUCCGAUGACGAUGUAUUUAUAAAAAAUGUUCAAAGACUAUACGAAAGAAGAAGUCAAGUUGUAAAGACACUUAGAAAAGCAUAUCAGGAAGCACAUUAG